Messenger RNA from Magallana angulata, 3022 nucleotides. RefSeq lists its product as uncharacterized. Bases 951 to 1712 code for a protein of 253 amino acids. NCBI's taxonomy places the organism in Eukaryota, Metazoa, Mollusca, Bivalvia, Ostreida, Ostreidae. The transcript has 2 exons. The record is from RefSeq and is a predicted model, not a curated record.
UAGAUCUUAUGUGCUAUCACUCUAGAAUAAUGAUAUUCAAUAAUAUGUGAAUGUAUAUAUUCAUAUUUAUAUAUAUUUACAUUUUAUUUGUUUGAAUUAAGACAGUGUAGGGGCACUUUAUGUAUUAAGUCCCUGAAAUUUAAAUGCGUGAUUUUUCGUGUUGAUGAGCAUCAGUUCAAAUUCUACCUUUCAUUUUAAUUAAGCGUUUUGGCUGGAACUGAUAAAUUUUAUGUUUGUUGAGUUUGCAUACUAAAGAAUGAUGAAGGAAUAUUGGGUCUGUGUAACCCAUAUGGUCAGUGGGACAUGUUCCUUACAAUUAUGAAUUUAAUGUUACCAUGUUGAGAUUUUUUAGUUACAUGAAUGUUUGGAUCUACAUGUACUGUUAAUGAUGAAGGAACAUUGGGUCUGUGUUACCCAUAUGGUCAGUGGGACAUGUUCCUUACAAUUAUGAAUUUAAUGUUAAUAAUGUUAUGUAAUUAAAGUCAUGUUGGGACUAUUUAGUUACAUAAUGUUUGAAUCUUCAUGUACUAAUAAUGACGUAGGAACAUUGGGUCUGUGUUACCCAUAUGGUCAGUGGGACAUGUUCCUUACAAUUAUGAAUUACUAAUAAUGAUGUGGGAACAUUGGGUCUGUGUUACCCAUAUGGUCAGUGGGACAUGUUCCUUACAAUUAUGAAUUACUAAUAAUGAUGUAGGAACAUUGGGUCUGUGUUACCCAUAUGGUCAGUGGGACAUGUUCCUAUUAUUAUGAUUUUUAUGUUAACAUGUACAUGUAGAUCAAAAUCUUGUUGGUAUGCGCUUAACUGAUCAGGUCAAAAUACCAAGUACAUGGUUGAAAUCAUCUGUUAAUGCAAAAGUUGAUUAUGAAAAUUUUUUUUUAUGGGUUAGGCUAAUCAUAUAUGUGAAAGGAUAGGAUUCAUACCUAUUAUUCUUAUUAUAUAUUUAGCCAUUAUGCCACCCAAAAAGAGAGCCAGGAGAGAUGAUGUGGCAACUGGAGGAUUACCACCAACAACACCACCAACUGCAGUAAAUAAGGGGAAAAAAGGGCCAAAAAGAACCCGAAAACAGUCGGAGAAUGACACUGUCAAUGUGCUACCAAAUAUUGAUUAUGAACUUCUGGCAAAAGAAAUUGUAAACCAACAAAAAGCUGAUAGUGAGAAACAAAACAUCAGUGAAAGUGUUGGGCAACCUCCGAUGGUGAAUUCUGUUGAGGAUACUGCACCAGUAGUUGGGGAAGCUAUACCGGCCGCUGCCACAAUUCCUGCCUCUGCGGCUGCCACAAUUCCUGCCUCUGCACUUGGAACAUUACUGGAUAAUGUGUUCACAGAGAGCCAGGGAGGCAGCACCAUAUCUAGACCAACAACCAACUGCCAUUCCCGAGCAUCUAUUGCAGAUUUGUCCUCAACCACCCAAACAAUCUUAGUAGCAGCUUUGUCUCCCUCUGCACGUUUAUCAUACAGACGUUCAUGGGAACUUUUUCUCACAUUUCGAAAUAAUCCAGUGUCGUUACCUUUGUCUACCAUUGAUAUUUGUAAUUUUAUUGGUUUCCUGUUUGAAAAACAAUACAGUUCCAGCAGCAUUGCCUCACAUGUAUCUGCUCUGAGUUAUAUACACAAAAUUGUAAAUGCGCCUGAUCCAACACAAACAUUUAUUGUUCGAAAACUCCUUAAAGGAUGUCACAAGCUUCUUCCUUCACAAGAUGCUAACUUUUAAGUUAGUUUAUUAGAGUGCCUGCGGGUUUCACCUUGGAAUUGCCAUUCAUGUUACGUUUGUACGGGUUAUAGUAUAAUGAAUUAUAUGCACUUAUUGCCAGGUCAGUGUGUAACUGCUGGUAACACUAUGCCAAGUCAGUGUUUAACUGUUGGUACAUUUGACUAUAAACUGUGAUUUGUGUAUGUGUUCACAUCAGCAUCAACAAGUGCACAACUCACCUUGGAUGGCACAAUGGAAUUGCCAAUUGUCAUUAUGCAAUUCACAUUUGGUGGCAUAUUUUAUUUUUGAGGUGCCAUCUUUUUGCUGGUUUUGUAUAUAUUGUAUAUAAUUUUGAACAAAAUAUUGUUUUUCUGUAUUUUAAGGGGAUCAGCAUAUUGAUAAGUUAUUUAACAUUUUGUGUGAACAGCUUUGGGUCUGAUCCCCUACUAUGUUGUUUAUAUUUUUCUUUACUUUCGUCAUUUUUAAUAAAUGACAUAUUUCAUCAUGCACAAGUGUUGAGUUCAUUUAUCAGACAGCAAAAACCGAGCUGCGGUGGGGUUGUGCAGCAUGAGAAAACAUAAAACAACAAUUAUGUUAAUAAUUGUAUUUAUGUGUUGAAUGCUAUAAUUUUAUUUGCUUAUUUAUUGUAUUUUUCAUGUUUAUGUUUGAUUAGAUAAGUUGCAUUUCUUUCCCAGGCCUUGUAGUGGUCGUUGGCCAUAUUAUGUAAUUUCCCUGCAGUGGUCACUGUCCAUGUCUAUUUUUAGCCCAAAUUCUUAGUCUAAAAACCUCCCAGUGACCUAUCAUGUAAUUGAUAAAAAUCCAAUGGUGAAAUUCUCCCCAAAUUUAAUUUAAUAGCCAAUCAAAUUAAGCGAUACGGUAACGUGGUUUGAUGCGGUCAGUAUCUGACCGGUGAGAUUAGGGUCAUUCUGUCUUCAUCUCUGAUAGUGAUAGCACGAGUAAUGUUUUGAUACACCCACCACCAUCCCCGUUUCACCACUCCAAUAUUCGAAAGUUGCAUACAUGUACAAAAUAUUGUUCUUUUGCAUAUGGCAUAUUUUAUUUUUGAGGUGCCAUCUUUUUGCUGGUUUUGUAUAUAUUGUAUAUAAUUUUGAACAAAAUAUUGUUUUUCUGUAUUUUAAGGGGAUCAGCAUAUUGAUAAUUUAUUUAACAUUUUGUGUGAACAGCUUUGGGUCUGAUCCCCUACUAUGUUGUUUAUAUUUUUCUUUACUUUCGUCAUUUUUAAUAAAUGACAUAUUUCAUCAUGCACAAGUGUUGAGUUCAUUUAUCAGACAGCAAAAACCGAGCUGCGGUGGGGUUGUGCAGCAUGAGAA